GCCGGGAAUCUGUGUUAGAUGUAUCUAUCAAAAUAACAAAAAAUUACUUUGACUGUGUAUAAAAGUCGCUUUUCUUAGAAACUGAACACUGUAAUCUUUAUUGUAAAAUCACGCGCAAGUUCGUCAUUUCUCACUUGAAUAUCGUCUUUGGAUUGUAUCUUGACAUUGUUAAAGAAGAGCAGAGCCUUCCGUAAAGAACUCCUAUAUUGACGCUUUACUGAAAAAGAAAAUACGUAAAUGAUGUACAUAUUACUGCGCUAGAUAUAACUCUCUGCAGAGAUAUUGGACAAUACCAUUGCAGCAAAAUGGACAGACGGAAAACGAUCAAAGCUAUAUAAAGACAUUUGUCGAUAUAUAUUUUUCACCAUGAUGGAUGUGAGAACAUAAACAGUUCAAAUUUCUUACUGCGUUAUUUGAUAAUUCACCACAUGUUGCGUAAACGGAAUUCUGUUUUUCAGAAUGAUUGCUUUUUAAUCUGAAUAAGGACGAUAUCAUAUUGGAUUUCUAGAACAGGAACUAUUUAAGAAAGCAGAUGUUCAGUUGUUCAGUAUUUCCUGUAAGGGAUAUGAGACAGACUGAACCGAUAAAGUUGACAAGACUGCGUUGAAUAACUAUAAAAGCAGACGAGAAAUCGUUAUAAGAUUAAAAUUCGCCGUUUUCUUUGAUUUUUGUUGUCUAUACAUAUUGUUUUUUUACGGGAAUUUCUGGAUGUAUUACCAAGGACUUAAGAAAAGGCAGUACCUGACAUAUACACGAGAUGAAUGAUACGAAUUUCACAAAUAGUUCAUUUCCACCACUCGCAGCAGCCGGAGGUGCAAACUUAAAGAUGCAAGUUCAAUAUGUGCUGUAUGUGUACGUGCUGCCAUUCAUUGUCUUUGUUGGGCUGAUUGGCAACUUCAUAUCUAUUGUUGUCAUAGUAGCGGACAGGCAAAUGAGAAAUGUGUCCUCAAGCAUUUACUUGAUGUCAGUUCUUGCCGCGGACACGGGGAUGUUGCUCGGUCUUUUCCUUGUCUGGCUGGAGUCUCUAGGCUACCCAAUCAACCAUUUACCAGUGGUGUGUAGAGUCAAUGUGUACCUGUCAUAUGUUUUUGGAUUCCUUUCAAUAUGGUACGUCGUUUGUAUUACGGUGGAGACUUUCAUCACAAUAUGUCAUCCUACCAAAAUAAAGCAGAUGUGCACAUUAUUUCGUGCAAGAGCGGUUGCUUUAGUACUCUUCAUCACAGCCUUGGUUUUGUAUGUUAUGUCUCCAAUUAUUACGCAGGUACAGCCGGUGACGUAUCAUAGCAUAAACCGUACAUUCUACCAGUGCAAAACACUAGAUAAAUACCAACAACACGAGAAGAUAGUCUCCUAUGUCGACACCGUUUUGACACUUCUUGUUCCCAUGAUUUUAUUGAUCAUACUUCUCACUUUAAUGACUUUGUCAAUCAUUCAAUCAAUUCAAAAGAAGCAACAAAGAAGUAUCAAGCGAAAUAUUGAAAACGGAAACGACAAAGGGGGAAGUUUUACAAGAAAGUUGCCCCAAGUAAGGGUAGCGAAAAUGUUGUAUAUACUAUCAGUAAGUGUGGUAGUUCUGAAUGCGCCAAGCCACGUUCUACGGCUAAAAUUCAUGUUUUCACAAACACAAAGUUUGGGCGAGGCAGAAGGCCUUCUACAUCUGAUAUUGUUGUUUAUCAGCUAUACGUCGUUCUCUGUGAAGUUCUUCAUUUGCAUUGCGUGUAGCAAAAACUUUCGAAAAUUGUUUUUGAACAGUUGCUGUAGAUACGGGAAACUAAAGUACCGCAGUGUACCACAACAGACAAUGGAAACUGCCGCUUAAAGUUAUUGAUUGUAGAUAUUUUCUUCCAACCAAUAUCACCAAUGUCAUCUGGAAGAAGUUUGAUAUCUAACAGUUACUGAAAUCAUACUAUCCCGUACUACGUGACAUACAGUCUAAAUUAUAAACAUGUUGUCAGUUAUCGAAUAUGUUAAUAUCCUAUCCAUAAGUUAACACUCUGAGAGCGAGUGUGAGUGUGAAAUCAUAUUGUGUCAUACGCAUUUUAAAGAUUAACUUCGUUAACAUCUGUGACAAAUCGUUUAUCAUUAUGUUUUACUGUUUGAAUGUGGACACAUUGUGUGUACUAUUUUCAGUGCCGUUAGAAAAAGGUGUAACAUUCACUAUAAAACGUCUGUCAGAACCGUUGGUCUACUUCUAAAGUUUGAAUUAUCGGUGUUCGAAUUUUCCGGUGUCGAACAUUAUACUUUGUAAAGGGAUUUUGCUGGGACUGGACGAUGCGUUCGAGCGAAGGGUGUUGUUUAAAUUAUCCGAGAUCGAGUAAACGAAGUUCGACUGAAUUAUUUUUUAAGUUCUAAACUUGUUAACUCUCUUGCAUCUUUCAUCAAUAGUCUUUUUUUUUUCUUUUGUUUUCCAUGAAUAGUUAAAAAUUAGAUAUACAUUACAAGGUUUAUUGUUGUGUUCAAUACACCUUUUUGUUUUGAUUUUGUUGUGUGGAACACCACAUGAACACUUUUGUAGAUCAUAUGGCGGCAUUGUAGCUUUUCAUGGGAAAGAAAGGUUCUAGUUCCCUUCCGGGCAAAAUUUCGGAACGGGUGAGCUCCUAGGUAGAACCGUCGGCAGUCCGUAAGCCGGCUGAACGGGUUCCUUACGUGAAAGAAAUCUACACAAGCCUAGUUUAGAAAUAAAAGCAGUGAGGGGCAAGUGAUACGAUACCAGCGGUCAUAACCACUCGAAUACGGACGCCCUCACACUUGGUAGAAUGUGGAAACCAGUAAUUUUUGGCUUGUAUUUAUCAAUUUACAUGUAUUUAUUGCAUCAUCAUGAGAUGAUAUUCCGUAAGAAAUGUAUUUUAUGGACUGUAUCACUGACGUCAUGUAACUUUGUUAUGGAAGUGAUAUUACGCUACGUGUUAUAGUUUUAUGUUUGUAUCAUUGCAGUAUUGACGAUAUUGUUAAUACAUGAAAGGUAUUAUUUGUUUAAUUUAAAUACCUUUGUAAUUGCGUGCUAUAUAGUAUUGUCUGCAAAUUACUGACAUAAUAUCGACAUAAGAUACAAACUAUGAAUCUGCAAAACAAAAGGUAAGAACAAGAAAGAUAACUCUAUUCAUUAAAAACAUUUUUCAACUACUAUACAUAGCCUUACUCUGUUAUUAUAGUUAAUGCUCAUGCAAGCUAUAGCCAAAGAAUUAAUUCUCAAGAAUUGAUUAUCGAAAACUUGUGUUUUACGUUUUAAAUGCAAUGGUAUAAAUAUAAGAAAAAAUGUUUGAAUAAGGACUUCCGUUAUUUUAUAUGUCCGUUUCACUGUCAGUCAGAUAGCACAUUCCCUACCUGGGACGCUAAACAUAUAUCCACAUUGUUUGAAGACACUUGCUGCAGUUUCUUGUAUAAGGGACGGGGCAAACAUUUCCCAAUAAUAGAGUUUGUUCAAACUUUGUAUAUGAACACAGUUUCAUGUUAGAAACAGAAAAAUGCAAAAUUAAACAUGGGUCACCGUGCUUGUUUAGGAGUUUUCUUUUGCCUUUUUUAAAAACUUUUUUUUUUCAAGUUUGCAUAUGCAAGGGCAGAAACUUUCUGAAAAGCAUUGCCACCUUCGAUUUGUUUUCAUAAUUCUGUUUCUAACAUGACACUGUGUUCAUAUACAAUGUUUGAACAAAUUCUAUUAUUGGGAACUUGUUUGCCUAAAACUGCAGCAAAAGGUUCUUAAGCCUGUUAAUAUAGAUUUAAUUUUAAUUGCAUUACGAAAGACAUUACUUUAAAUUACAAGUGCAUUUUAUCAAUUGGAAAAUAAACUCUAGUAAAAAUAAACCUGGUGUCAUAUCAUCAGUUUUACCAUGUUAUGUACUAGUUUUCGUGAUAUUUUUCUGUGUAUUUUCAUGGAAUUAUGUUGGGUGAAGUUGCAAGUCGUUUCUUAACUUUGCUGUACAUGUAUAUAAUUUUUGUUGUUUUCAUUAUCUCUAGUAGUUCCUAUGGUUGUUUUAAGAUAAUAAUCAUUAUGAAGGAGAUAUGUGAUAACAUAUUAUGGAUAUAUUUUGUCUUUUGCAUGUUUUGAUUAUACGUAAGUUGAUUAAACGAUUAUUUUCCUUUAGGUGACAGUGUUAGUUACUGCUUUAAUGUGUCUACUUAUACACAUGAUGGUUUGAUCGGCUACCCAUAAUGGAGCGAUUAUUAGAAUAGUGGGACAAAGUUUUUAGUGAUUUUAGAGUAGCACAAUGUGAUGUUAUUUAGUACAAAUUCUUAAUUGUAUUGACGAGUACCCGGCUGUACUAACUAUACUUUGACAAGGCGAGUUAAGUAUCUUCCUCAAUACUAUUAAAUUUCCUCUUGUUCUCACACCACAAUAUCUCUGAGUAAAAUAUUCUACCUAACUCGUAAUCAGUGUAUACAUAGCAAAUUGAGUGCUCACAUAUGUUUUAUUGAUAAAAAAGCUUAUGAUUGCUUCCUUUUUUUGUUUUUUGUUUGCUGCAGACGAGCAGUCCGGCAGUGAAAUCUUAUUUUGUAGUCACAUGAUAGAAAACAAAGAAGUCCUUUUGUGGUUUGUUUUAGUAGCUUUUAGAGAACAUUGUCUCAGAAUAGAUUAUACUUACAUCGGUCAAUGUUUCUGUGUUUAUUAGUAGUACAUUGACGUUUCUAAGGUGACAAAUUGAGUAUUAUAGUUAAAAUUUUUUGUUUAUUCAAACGCCAUUCGCAACCUACGAAAGUAUGGCAUAUUAUCUUCAAAAUCGAGCUUGUCCUUCAUUUAAACUCUGUGAACGUCAUAGAUAAGUAAUCUGUUAAUUUUCAUCAAACUUUUUUAAGCUCCUUUAGUAAAUAUGUCGGGUUUUUCUUUAGUAUCUUUUCUUGUGCAUGUUUCCUUAGUACAGUGUACCUUUUGUUUUCCAUGCUAAACACUUCCUAGACAUUGUAAAUAGUAUUCGCCAUAUGCUUCUUGUUAAAAGUUGUUAAAGUAUGCUAAUGUUGAAAACGGAAUAAAGUAUAAACUUUGAA
Mercenaria mercenaria is the source of this 4980-nucleotide messenger RNA. RefSeq names its product gastrin-releasing peptide receptor-like. The transcript has 7 exons. Bases 758 to 1819 code for a protein of 353 amino acids. Lineage: Eukaryota; Metazoa; Mollusca; Bivalvia; Venerida; Veneridae. Gene Ontology annotation, biological process: G protein-coupled receptor signaling pathway. The record is from RefSeq and is a predicted model, not a curated record. Gene Ontology annotation, molecular function: G protein-coupled receptor activity. Gene Ontology annotation, cellular component: plasma membrane.